Sphaerodactylus townsendi is the source of this 4120-nucleotide messenger RNA. It is a transcript of the gene LCLAT1, whose product is annotated as lysocardiolipin acyltransferase 1. NCBI's taxonomy places the organism in Eukaryota, Metazoa, Chordata, Lepidosauria, Squamata, Sphaerodactylidae. The transcript is spliced from 9 exons. The record is from RefSeq and is a predicted model, not a curated record. Gene Ontology annotation, cellular component: endomembrane system. Bases 470 to 1600 code for a protein of 376 amino acids. Gene Ontology annotation, molecular function: acyltransferase activity.
GAUCGAUCGGCAGUAGGAAGGAGGGCUGAUGCUCAGUCCUCCCCUGCCGCAACGGCACCCCAAGGAGCAGAUGCUGUCUGUGAAGUCAUUUCGAUGAUCUUGGCCUCUGAGAUACUAGAAAUUGCUGGGGUGCAUAUUCAGAGGUCUGCAAAUGUUGGCUUCCUUUACUAGCAAGCCAUUAUUUGUGGUUUCACCCAACCACACUUCAUGAGUUUUCUAGCAGCUUGAGAAAGAAUCAGGCUACAUUACUACUUUUGAUUUGAAAGUUAGCCAAGCUGAAUAUGUGGUUCUGAUCAUUCCACUGGGAAAUGCACCAUGAAGUGUGAGGUCAGACUGCAACUGUACUGCUGUGUAGGCGUCUUCAAUUGCAGAAGUCAUCAAACCUCUCAUUUUUAACCAGGUUAUGUCUUGCCGUUCGAGGUGGAAAUAAUACUUCAGAUUCCUUGGUGGCAGCUUAAUUAUUUGAGCCAUGGUGUCAUGGAGAGGGAUUUACUUUGUACUUUCACUAUUCUUGGGAAGUUUUUUUGGAAGCAUUUUCAUGCUUGGUCCCUUGCUGCCUUUGAUGUUUGUUUCUCCUGCCUGGUAUCGCUGGGUUACUGAUAGAGUUGUUGCAACCUGGCUUACUCUUCCAGUGGCUUUGUUGGAGAUCGUGUUUAAAGCAAAGGUGGUUAUAACAGGUGAUGGAUUCAUUCCGGGAGAAAGAAGUGUUAUUAUCAUGAACCACCGAACCCGAAUGGAUUGGAUGUUUUUGUGGAAUUGCCUGCUCAGAUACAGCUACCUCAGACUUGAAAAAAUAUGCCUCAAAUCUAGUCUCAAAGGCAUUCCAGGAUUUGGUUGGGCGAUGCAAGUUGCUGCCUUCAUUUUCAUUCAGAGGAAAUGGGAAGAAGACAAAAAUCAUUUUGAAAAUAUGCUGGAUUAUUUCUGUGACAUUCACGAACCUCUGCAGCUUCUCCUCUUUCCUGAAGGAACUGAUCUCACAGAAAACACUAAAGCCCGCAGUAAUGACUUUGCUGAAAAGAAUGGACUUCAGAAAUAUGAGUAUGUCUUGCACCCAAGGACGACAGGCUUCACAUUUAUAGUGGAACGUUUAAGAGAAGGCAAUAACCUUGACGCUAUUCAUGACAUAACGGUAGCAUAUCCCCAAAACAUACCUCAAACUGAGAAGCAUCUUCUAUACGGGAACUUCCCCAAAGAAAUUCAUUUCCACGUCCACAGAUACCCAGUUCAAGCACUGCCAGUCUCUCGGGAAGAACUGCAAGUCUGGUGUCAGAAACGAUGGGAAGAGAAAGAAGACCGGCUCCGAUUGUUCUAUGAAGGCAAAAAAUACUUUGAUGCUACGGGGAGAAGCAAAAUCCCUCCUUGUAAAUCUGAGCUCAGGGUCAUGGUGGUUAAGUGCAUUUCACUUCUGUAUUGGACCCUCUUCACACUUGCUGCAUUUAUGCUGCUAUACUUGUACAACUUUGUACGGUGGUAUUUGGUGAUUCUGGUUGUCAUUUUUGUUGCACAACACAAACUGUUUGGUGGGCUCGAAUUGAUUGAACUUGCACGCCAUCGAUUUGGUAGCAGUAAACAGAACGUUCACAACCAGAAAAGAAACUAAAUUUAUUUGGGGUAUUGUUGGGGAGUAUGUUUGUGGAUGUUUUUUUAGAUGUGUUACAGAAUUCGUAAAUUGGGAAGAGAUUUUGCAUGAAAAUCCUUAGUUUUUCUUACUGCUGUCAUUGCUUAAUCCACUUUGCACUUAUAUUGUGAAAAGGGUAGACGUUGCUACAUCUGAAAAGUUAAUUUUUGAAUGUUGCCAGAAGCUAGUGUCUACUGUUUAGCUACAAAACAGUUUGCUGACCAUUCAAAAUGUAUAGCCAUUGAAGCUCUCUAUAGUGAGCUCUAAAUAUAGCUGGACAAAUCAUGGAGCUAAAAAUAGUGGUCCAUGGUUGCUACACAACCAUAAAUCAAAUGCAAGAUUUGAACUUUAUAUCAUAUUACUUGAUUAACAUUUGCCUCUCUAUAAUUCUCUUUCUACUGUCACUUGCAGGGAUCUAACAGAUUAUACAAUUACCAUCUUUAGCAUCAGCGAAUUUCUGGCUUUACAGGAAGGAAAAACAAAACAGAGUGUCUCAAUUUGGAUCCACUUCAUUGUACUCCAUUUUGACUUGCCUGUUUUUCCUUGUAAUUGAAUGUUUACGACUUGCAUAUUGCGAUCCCACUUUGAAGUAAGUUACACUGAAAUUUAUAAGGCUUAUUGGUCAGUAAAAUGAAAUGGCAAAUGCUUUUGAUUUAUCUUCAUAACAGAUCUUGGCACUGUGGUCUCCAUAGCAUUGUAUUUCAUCCUGAUGACCAACAUCCUUGUCCUGUGGAAAGUGUGACAUAUUUUCAGAGCAUGGGCCAACUUGUAUUUGGAACAAGGCUUGCCUGGAGCUUAACCCAUGGCAAACUAUUCCCAACAUAGGGAAGUUUAUGCGUACCCAACAUAAAAGUAAAUGGGAAACUUGAGAGGGAAAAAAUGUAUUAAUUUGAUUAAAUGAAAGUGAAAUUUGAUUGUAAAAUAGUCACUUUUCCAUACAAUUAACUUCUAAAGUAGCCUUUAUAUUAUUACAAUAUGAUGGUCCCCAAAGGAUUGCAAUAUCACAUGGCAAGCCUUGUUAUAUUUAUCUUACUGGAAUAAUGUUUUCAGAGCCCCAGCUGGCACGUAUUGUUAUUCUGACUUUCUAAUAAGGUUCACUCGAGCAGUGUCAAUUGAAAAUCCUUCUUAUAUUCCCCAGGUUCCAAGAGUAUGAAGAAAUGCUGCAUCACAAUGCCAAUGAGGGAAAGCAUGUAACAUUCAUACAUGACAGAUUCAAAUAGGCAUGCAGGGUAGAAACUGUUGCCUUCCAUCUGAAAAAUCUGGUGGAUUUUUCAAGCAAUAUGUUACAACUGUGUAAUAACUAAGUUGGUUUAGCUAAAGAACAUCACUUCCCUGGGUAUAUGUGAGAGAUUUUUGUUUUCUUUACUCACACAUGUUGUUUCUCUGCUUAAUUCUAGGGCGUAAGGGUUAGGGUUAGUAGCCCUACCUAGUUUUACUUGCUGUGGUGAAAACAAUAAAACUCUAAAAACCAAUUUUAGAGGUUUUACUUAGCCAAUGAUGUAUCCCAUCACUACCUUGCAAUGUAAUUCCCUUACCACUGUGCCACUGUGCAUGGUUUCACUGUUGAGGGAUUCUCUGUGAGAACAACACUGUGUCAUUGCCUUUGCAUAACGGUGCAAAACACUGAGCUGAAGGGUGAUUCAAAGCACAAGAAGAUGAGCUACUACUGACUUGCAUACUCUGCAAUCCAGAGUAAACCAUCUGUCACAUACAGUAGCAGUCUCUGCAGAGCUCUUUAAACUUGUUUUCUGCUGCCUGACUAGGAUUGCGAAUACAGAAGGUCAUCAAGCAUUUGGCAGGCUACAAGAUAUGGCUGGGAGGCUGGUGUCUAUGUGGCUUGAUCCACGAGCUGCUUCCUGUUUUCUAGAACAGCUGCCACCCUUAUUGUUGAAAUCAAAAAGUUUCACCACUGUCAACCGAAUGCCUUUUCCAGAUUUUGGAAAACCUAUUGGUUGCAAGAACCCUUUUCUUAAUUCUAAAGACCUCUCUUAGCUAUUGCACCACUGUUGUUGUAGCCCCCAGACUCUUAUAGUUACCAGUUCCACUUUGUAAGCUAAAUUCCUUCGAAUCAAUGUUCAUAUGUUGAGACAUAUAACUAAGCAUCUUUUUUCUUCCCUCAGCACUUCCCCCCCUUUAACAGUAUAGUGCACUCUUGUGUGGUCUGCAUUUGUUACCAAAUCUUUACAGAUGACAAAGCAUGCCCAGGCAUUUGUUUUCCCUGCCCUGAAUAUUAGUAAUACCAGAGCCAUAAGCCGGCACGUAAAGUAUUCUGCAUUGAUCAUAAUAAUGUCAUGUCGAGUUCCAUGUUUUUGUUUAGUCUCUGUUGCUUCAGCAGUACAUUUUAUAGAUUCGUUUUAUAUAUAUAAAAGUGUAUUAAAACAAACACUAGGGUGUGAAAAAUUUCCAGAAUACCCUAAGUUUUCAAAUUUUACUGAAACAGAAUGUUUUUAGUCGUGAAUAAACAACGUGCUCUUAAAACCACAAUAAAGACUUUAAAAUGUA